AUGGCCGGGAAACACACGCUGCUUUUCUUUGGAUUACUGAUUUUCAUUGCAAUCAGGCGGACUUUGUCUGUUUCAGAGGAAGAGCUCCACGCCAGCUACUGGAACAACAAAGGCAAGCAAGCACUUCACACUGCCCUCAACAUCCAGCCUAAUCUCCACCGAGCCAAGAACAUCAUCCUCUUCCUGGGGGACGGUAUGGGGAUGACAACACUAACUGCUGCCCGCAUCCUCAAAGGCCAACUUGCAGGACAUUCAGGAGAAGAGACCAGCCUGGUGAUGGAUACGUUCCCUCACUGUGCCUUGUCCAAGACGUAUAACGUAGACCAGCAGAUGCCAGACAGUGCCGGUACAGCCACGGCGUACCUUUGUGGUGUGAAGGCCAACUAUGGCACCUUGGGGGUCACCGCCGCCACCCGCAGAUAUAACUGCAGCGCUGUCCGUGGGAACGAAGUGACAUCCGUGUUGCAUCGGGCCAAGCAGGCAGGGAAGUCUGUGGGAAUUGUCACGACCACCCGAGUGCAGCAUGCCUCCCCGGGUGCAGCCUAUGCCCACACCGCCAAUCGAGGAUGGUACGCCGACUCCGAUCUCAGCACUGAGGCCGUUCAAAAUGGCUGUCGGGACAUCUCGUAUCAACUUGUUCACAACACGGAGAUAAACGUCAUACUUGGCGGUGGUCGAGAGUAUAUGUUUCCCAGAGACGUGCAAGACCCAGAAUAUCCCUCCGUGAAAGGAGAUCGAGAUGAUGGACAGAACCUUAUUGUGGAGUGGAUGAAGAAUAAAAAUAACGUUAAAUAUGUUUGGAACAAAAAACAAUUUGACGCCGUCGAUCCUACAAAGACAGACUUUCUGAUGGGUCUUUUUGAACCCAAGGACUGUCGCUACGAGAUGGAGCGGAACCGCUUAACCGACCCAUCCCUCACUGAGAUGACGGAGAAAGCCAUUCGGAUUCUCAGCAGAAACCCUAAAGGAUAUUUCCUGUUUGUGGAAGAUAAGGGGAGAAUCGACCACGGUCACCAUGGCGGGAGGGCUAAAAGGUCACUCACCGAGGCUGUGGAAUUUGACCGAGCCAUCGGGCGAGCAGCUGAACUCACAAAUGAGCUGGACACCCUGUCCAUCGUGACUGCGGACCACUCCCACGUCUUUUCCUUUGGGGGCCAUUCAGCCAGAGGAAACCCCGUUUUAGGGGUUUCCCGUACGAUUGCUGACGACAACAAGCGCUUUACCACGGCUGCGUAUGCAAAUGGUCCAGGAUACCAGUUUGUCAAUGGAACUCGUCCAGAUGUCAAUGAGACCAUUUCAACGGGCGAUGAGUACCGUCAACAGGCGACAGUGCCUCUUGAUUCAGAGACCCACGGCAUUGAAGAUGUGGCCAUCUUUGCCAAAGGUCCCAUGUCCCACCUCUUCCACGGGGUUCAGGAGCAGAGCUACAUCGCCCAUGUGAUGGCGUAUGCAGCUUGUCUGGAUCCUUACGAGAACUGCCAACUCACCUCUCCCAACCAUGCUGGGUCCGUCUACCCCAGCUUGCUGCUUCUCCUUCUGGGCAUACUUUCCAUGGUCUCCCUCGCGUGA
Doryrhamphus excisus (bluestripe pipefish) is the source of this 1569-nucleotide messenger RNA. RefSeq names its product alkaline phosphatase-like. The record is from RefSeq and is a predicted model, not a curated record. Gene Ontology annotation, cellular component: plasma membrane. Gene Ontology annotation, biological process: dephosphorylation. Gene Ontology annotation, molecular function: alkaline phosphatase activity. NCBI's taxonomy places the organism in Eukaryota, Metazoa, Chordata, Actinopteri, Syngnathiformes, Syngnathidae.